UUUAUAGUAUUAAAAAAAGUUUAACACCAUAUUCUUUUUUUUUUUGCAAUUUUGGCGAUACUCAUAAGCUUAGCUCUUUUUUUUCUGAAACUUGAGAAAUAUGGCUUAAAAAAUGCAUAUAAUAUUUACAGUUCCGGCAAAAAAAUCGAAAACUUCCUCACAAAUACUAUUAAAGCACUACAAAACGUACCAAAAAAGUAAAUAAAAAAUAACGCAGCCUUAAACAAUUUUUUUUUAUUUCACUCCACCAAACUUUUGCAAUUUUGGGAAUUCCAAUAAAAACAUCGCAAAAGUUUUCGUUAGCACAAACUACUUUUAAAAUAAGAAACAUUUACCAAAAAUUAUUUCUGUUUUUUUGUACGUAAAUAAAAAUAACAAGUUUCAAAGUAAUAAAAAAAAAAUAAAAAUUUUCUUACUUUAGCGCCCUAUACUGUUAACAAAAAGGAGAGUUGGUAAAUUCAACUUACAAGUCUAUUAAAGGUACUAUGUUAGCUUUGCAAAAAUGUAUAUUACUUAAAUAUUCCAAGCACUUUUAUUUUAUUAAAAUUUUGCCUAUGGGAGAAAGCACUGUGUGACGGUCUCUCUAUAAAUGUCCGUAUGGCUUGUCUGUCUAUACAAUAGCGGGUCCAAUUGCCGUCCAUCAGUACGUAGAGAUUCCCUCUGACGUGCCUAGGUGGCGGCUCCGACUUCGCGGAAGUGGGUGCUUGCUGAGCAUGAUUAUGUGCUCUCUUAGUGCGAGAAUUUAGGCCUUACUGUAUAGACGGUGUUCUGGCGGUAGCUACGACCACUGCACUAUGUUUGCGCUAUUACCUUGCAUGUUGCCAACAAUCGUUGCAUUUUUAUGCGCUUCACUGUUUUUAAAAAGCUCGUCAUACCAUCUUUUUCGGUAUCCCUCGCACUCGAGAACAGGGCCAUAGAUCUUACAUAAAAUAGUUCAUAUGUACUUAAGUGUCGAAAGCCUUCUCAUCCUAGUUCGGCAUCGUCCAAGUUUCUUGGCCAUAUAAAAGAACGGGCAUAAUGACGCUGGGGCUUCAAAUUGAAAAAGUAGCACGAGAGUGAAUUGCCUUUUUUGAAAACGGUGAUGGGCACCGCCCUGCCCGAGAGCAAAUCUUUCUCUGCUCAUUGCUGUUCUAAAACCUUGUUAGGUCUAUAAUGGCGCAGAAAGGUCCUCCCUAAUUUUAACGGAGCUGAAAGUUGUGCUUACGACGUUACUCUACAGAGCCGCAUUAGGUUUUUAUAUUUGGCAUGUUUAUUAUUUACUCGAAAAGGAAUUUUGCCCGAUAGGUGGCGCAGAAAUCGAAAUAUUGGGAAAAUCCAUAUAUAUAGUGCGAUUUGGUUCAUAUUUGGAACGUACAAAUAUUAAUUACAUGAAAUGGAAUAAAUCCAUAACAAUUUGCGCGAUAGGUGGCCCAGGUGUGGAGAUAGUACGGAUUGUAUUUAUGGUCCGAUGUGUUUAAUAUUUAGGAACAAACCACCCGAAAAAAAUUUAGCCGUUAGGUGGUAACAAGAGCUCGUCUUUAAAAAAAUUUGUUUCAAAUUACUUGUUUUUAAAUUAUUUUCGAGCCUUUCAGCCUUUUUGUUGGCGCCCAUGGCUUACUCAGUUUUAUAUUAUAUUCGUAAUAUAAAAUCCCAUUUCGCAGUGGAUUUCCAACAUUCUCAGAAUUUUAAAUCUCUCAUUCGCACCAUUGGCGGUUAAUUAGAGGAAAAAAAUGUUUGAGUUGCUAACAGGACGCGGAAUAGCUAAUUUUCGUUCAAGUGAUGCAUUCUUUUACCUCUUCAAGAGUUACACUAUCUUGGGUUCAAAUCCACCAAAAGAUACUGGCCCGCUUUACUACAUUUGGUCAAUACUUCUCAAUGGAUCCAUAAUUUUCAUUUUACCAAUAGUUUGCGUGGUUGGCUCCAUCAUCCAAUAUGCGAGACACGAAAUAGGAACGAUGCGUUUCCUCAACGGCAUACAGGCCGGUCUGAAUGUACUUGGUAUGCCACCAAAAAUUAUAAUCAUGGCGCUAUCCUUGAAUCGAUUGCGCAGUAUUGAACCUACAUUGGCAGCUAUGGAUGCACGGUACAAGAAGCCAGAAGAUGUAGCCCUAAUACGUAGAUCUGCGCUUAUGGGAAACCGAAUGAUUUCAGCUGUUUUUAUAGCGUACAUGUGUUACAUGUUGUUUUCAUUGAUGCCUAAUGUGAUAAAAGGUGGAGUGCCCUUUGGCUUCUGGAUACCUUUCUUGGAUUGGAAUUGUUCCCGAAUAGAUUUCUUAGCGCAGUCCGUGGCUGAUGUGUUCUUCUUCUUUUUCUCAUUAUACUAUCAGGCCUUAAACGAUACAUAUGGAGCAGUGUAUAUCUACGUUAUACGGGCGCAUUUGCAGCUUUUACGCCGCCGAGUUCAACAAUUGGGCACGGACGCUGAGAUGAGUAGCGAAGAUAAGAUGGAAGAGCUCGUAGAUUGCAUUGUUACGCAUCAGCAGAUUUUAGAGUUGGUAGCGGUAGUGGAACCGGUUAUUUCGAAAACAAUAUUUACGCAAUUUUUGAUAUUUGCUUCAAUUUUGUGUGUCACUAUGAUAAAUAUAUUCAUUUUUGCUGAUCUAAGCACACAAAUCUCGGCGACAGUGUACCUGCUGUGCGUUUUACUGCAGACGUCACCAUGUUGCUAUUACGCUACACAAUUAAUGACGGAGAGCGAGAAAUUGCCCGAUGACAUUUUUCAUUGCAAUUGGGUGGAUCAGGAUCGAUGUUUUCGUAAAGCGAUCAUUUAUUUUAUGCAUCACUCUCAAAGGUCAAUUGAAAUAAAAGCCAUGAAGUUAUUUACUAUCAAUAUGGCUACGAAUGUUUCAAUUGCUAAAUUUUCCUUUACACUAUACGCUUUCAUAAAGCAAAUGGGAAUUGGCCAAAAUGCCAAUGAUUGAUGGUAGAUAUAUAAUGGACACAAGAAUAUCAAACAUAUAGCAGUGGAAAUACUCAUAUGUAUGUAUUAUCAAUGCGCUUUUGGUGAUUUUAAAAACUUCGAAAAGAAAAAAUGUAUCUAUGUUGAAUAAGAUUGCACUUGUAGUUUGCCCACAACUUUAGUUGAAAAAAUUAUAUUUUAAAUAUUCAAUAAAUUACAGGACAAAAAUAGCAACAAAAGUCUCGUAAAACGAUUGCCAAUUCUGGCAGCUUUCUUGAAAGCUCCUUUCUCCGAAAGACUAAUUGAAAGAUUUGCUAACGAGGAGGUCUUAGCAUC
Messenger RNA from Rhagoletis zephyria (snowberry fruit fly), 3214 nucleotides. RefSeq names its product odorant receptor 7a-like. Gene Ontology annotation, biological process: sensory perception of smell; detection of chemical stimulus involved in sensory perception of smell. Lineage: Eukaryota; Metazoa; Arthropoda; Insecta; Diptera; Tephritidae. Gene Ontology annotation, molecular function: odorant binding; olfactory receptor activity. The record is from RefSeq and is a predicted model, not a curated record. Gene Ontology annotation, cellular component: plasma membrane.